Molecule: messenger RNA, 2193 nt
Organism: Glarea lozoyensis ATCC 20868
Lineage: Eukaryota; Fungi; Ascomycota; Leotiomycetes; Helotiales; Helotiaceae
Product: dsRNA-binding protein
Exons: 4
Coding region: 1-2193 (730 amino acids)
Biological process (GO): double-strand break repair via single-strand annealing; mitotic recombination; double-strand break repair via homologous recombination
Cellular component (GO): nucleus
Source: RefSeq, a predicted model, not a curated record
AUGGCGGCUUGCGAGACACUCGACACACCUGCAGCCGUACCUACGACAGCACCAGUUCAUAAGCGAACUCUAAGUGAAGCAGACGGCUCUGUAACGUUGCCACCACCACCAGCAAAGCGACAAUCGAACGAGUCACCCAGCGCAGCACCUCUGGUUCGAGAUCAGAAACCAAAACCCAAAAAGAUUGAGCCAAUCACCGUUUACGUUGUCAAGAGAGAUACCAUACAGACUGCCAAAGGCGCGUUCUAUCAAGAUGAGGAUACCACAGAGACACUUGAAAUUUAUGCAACUGUCGAGGACGCAAACAAUAGAGUGCGUUUGGAGUACGAGGAAUAUGGAGGCGAAGUUGUCGGAAGUGAAGAGUUUGAGUGCUUUAUGACCGGUCCAGGCACGCAUUGUUGGGGCGCUGACGCAACUUCCGAGGAUGAGGGAAUUCGCGUUUACGCUGACAAAAUCGUUGCGCGAGGUCCUGGCUCAGAGCCCGCUAGGAAGUGGACGAAGCCAUUGCCUGAUGGGCAGAAAAGUGAAGAAGAAGAAAGUGACGAAGAAGAACCCGGGGAGCAACACACCCUCGCCUCAGGCGGACGAGUGAUCAACAACCCCUUCGAAGAAGCCAAACCACGAAUCUCAGAAUACACAGCCCAAGAAAUCGCAACACUAGCCUCCAAGCUCGAAAAACAACUCGGUCCCGAAUAUAUUUCUGCUCGUCCGGGAGCUGGGGGGCAAAAGGUUCAUUACGUAGCCGCUGAAAAGUGUAUCCAACUCGCAAAUGAAGUUUUCGGCUUCAAUGGCUGGUCAUCACAGAUCAAAGAGGUGCAAGUUGACUUUGUGGACGAAGAUCCCAGGUCCCAGAAAGUGAGUCUGGGUUUAUCUGUGAUUGUGAGAGUUACAUUGCGGGACGGAACAUUUCACGAGGAUAUCGGUUAUGGCCAUAUGGAGAAUGCGAAAGGAAAGGCGGCUGCGUUUGAAAAGGCAAAGAAAGAAGGUACGACAGAUGCGUUGAAGCGAGCACUGAGAAAUUUCGGAAACGUGCUGGGUAAUUGCAUCUACGACAAGGAGUAUCUGAGCAAGGUUACAAAGGUUAAGGCGCCCCCUACGAAGUGGGAUGUGGACAAUUUACAUCGUCACCAGAGCUUUGUGCCAGCGCCUAAGAAGGAGGACACCUCUGCGAGGACUGUUGAAGAUAAGCCCGGGAAUGCUGUAAAUAUAAGUCUAGUUUCCGAAGAUACGUUUGACGACGAAUUUGGGGAUUUCGAUGAUGCGGAUUUCAGCGUUGCCGAUCCCGAUGGCCAUCCAGACGAAGUCGUUCUUUCUGACCCGCCAAUAACUUCGAAUCAUUUUCAAGGAAGGAAUUCUGUCGGAGCUGGGAAGCCUCCUAAUCAAACCAGAGCCGUCACAAACAAACCGCAGCAAAUGGCUGCUCCGCCUAACCGACAGCAAAAUGGGGCACCUGUUAUUAGUAACGUAGGAAACCCAAACGCACAACCUCAAACACCAAACACCGGAUUCAACAGAUCAAUCGGCAAUUCGGCUCAGGGUCUCCGCCCACAGCCUCAACCUGGAGUCCCUCCACAGGCACAAGCUCAACCUGUCGCACGGCGAGUUCUCAACCAGCCAAGCAGAGAUCUGAACUCAGCACCCCCAUCUCCUAUUCGCCCUAUACUUACUCCUGACGACGUUGAAGUAUCCAUGCCACCUCAAGGUGCAGGUUUUUUUUCCGCACGUGGUAUUAAAGAAACGAUUGGACUAGACGGUAACGCAAAACCCAACGAGCCACUUGGCUCAGGACCCCCCGUCUCCUUACCGACUCAUAUAACCCCAUUCAACCCCCACGCAGAAUCACCUUCAAUCCGCAAAACCCCAGGCGUAGACCAUAAGUCUUCUAAACCUCUAGCUCGAGAUGGAAAGCAUGUACCUGCCUCGACCCAAAGUGCCGCUGCUACAGCUACGGUACCAACUGCUGUAACUCCAGGUCCUGUAACGAGAGGCAAUGUAGUUAACCCGCAGCUAGAUGGAAUGAGGAGGAUAGGGGCGCCACAGAGUCCUAGCCCCAUGGCAAAUAGGAACUCUUACAAGCCGCCUAGUAAGAGGCCUGUGGAUUCCAGAGCGCCGCUCGUGGAUUUGCCGGCGAACGGAGCUAUGGGAGUGGUUGAUCAGGGUGGGGAUAUGAAGAGGCAGAGACUUAAUGGUUGA